AUGAACUCGGGACCAGGGAAGGCCUUCUCGGAUCAGCGCCUUGACAGUUCCAAGGAGUGGAAACAAUUGGGACCCGGUCAUGGGCACUGGAACACUGGAGCACUGGAGCACUCGAAAGGGAGAGAGCAGUCCGAGUCCUCCGUAAGUGCCACGCUAUCGAAACCGGUGGCCACGCCUCGCGGGCCUGAGACCGUCGCCCAUCGCCCUCUAAACUCCACGCACCCACUUGUCCGCAUCAUCGAUCUCGUCCGUCGGGUCCAUUCUGCUCGCUCGUUGGACCAAAUCCCGCCUGAAGUUGAUUUCUCUCUCUCUCCCCUUCUCCCCCUCAUCAGGUCCUCCGGACUCUCGGAUUGUCAGGAUGUAUCCUACCGAUCUCCCGACGCCUCCCAUGUCACCGUCCCUCGCUGCUAUGCCCCCGAGGAUCGUCUCGGAUUCAUCUUGGCGGGCUGGCUGGAGUUGGAAAGUGUUCUGGGCGUGGGUGCGUAUGGAGUCGUCUACACCGCCGUCGACAUUCACACCCGCAGCCGCUACGCCGUCAAGGCCCUGAACAAGUCCGGGCUGGAUUCCCGACAACUCAGCUACCAACAACGAGAGAUUCGACUUCACCAUCAGGCCAGUGCCCAUCCCAACGUGGUCUCCCUGGUACGCAUCAUGGAUUCCGUGGACUGCACCUACGUCGUGAUGGAGUACUGUCCCGAAGGGGACUUGUUCUCUAACAUCACGGAAAAGGGCCACUUUGUCGGAAAUGACCUGCUUGCCAAGCAGAUUUUUGUCCAGCUUCUGGAUGCUGUGCAGUUUUGUCACUCCGUGGGCAUUUAUCACCGGGAUCUCAAGCCGGAGAAUGUCCUGGUGACGGAUCAAGGCGCCACGGUCAAGCUCGCGGAUUUUGGCCUUGCGACCGAGGAUUACUAUACCUCGGACUUUGGAUGCGGUUCCACGUUUUACAUGUCGCCUGAGUGUCAACAAUCUCACCCACGCCCCAUGUCAUGCUAUGUCUCACCGGCCAACGACGUCUGGAGUCUGGGCGUCAUGCUGGUGAACUUGACCUGUGGUCGUAAUCCCUGGAAGCGCGCUUCGCUCGAGGACUCCACGUAUCGGGCCUACCUCAAGGAUCCCUUCUUCCUCAAGUCCAUUCUGCCCCUGUCUACCGAUAUGGUUCACAUCUUGGGCCGUGUCUUUGAACGCGACCCUGUCCAGAGGAUCACGAUUCCGGAGCUGCGCCAACUCAUCCUGGAUUGCCCCCGGCUCACCGAGUCGGUCCCAACCCCGGAACCGACGCCGCUGCCUUCUCCGGCCGCGGCGCUUCAUGGCGUUGAACCCAUCUUCCCGGUGUGGGAUCGACUUCAAGCUCUUGCGGCGCCUGCUCAACAGGUGCCAUACACGAUGCCCUUCGAUUUGGUCCACCCGCAGUUCCCCAUGCAUGCUCAGCCCUCUGGAUCCUCUUCCGAUUCUUCUUACUACUCGGACUUUUCCGACUCUGCACACUCCGAUGCGUCGGCCUUGACCGCGGACUAUUCAGACUAUUCGGAUUAUGGCUGUAUGUCGCCGGACUUUGUGGAGCAGAUGUCCUAUCCAAACUGCAAACCCGCUGGCACGCAACAACCGCCGCUGAUCGGCUCAUUCUCCUCUAUGGCGCCCAUUCAAGUCCGCUGA
Messenger RNA from Penicillium oxalicum, 1653 nucleotides. Its product is annotated as serine/threonine-protein kinase. The coding region runs from base 1 to 1653 and encodes 550 amino acids. The record is from RefSeq and is a predicted model, not a curated record. The transcript has 4 exons. Gene Ontology annotation, cellular component: cytoplasm. Gene Ontology annotation, biological process: protein phosphorylation; intracellular signal transduction. Gene Ontology annotation, molecular function: ATP binding; protein serine/threonine kinase activity. Lineage: Eukaryota; Fungi; Ascomycota; Eurotiomycetes; Eurotiales; Aspergillaceae.